Messenger RNA from Rosa chinensis, 2717 nucleotides. RefSeq names its product potassium transporter 5. Lineage: Eukaryota; Viridiplantae; Streptophyta; Magnoliopsida; Rosales; Rosaceae. The record is from RefSeq and is a predicted model, not a curated record. The coding region runs from base 70 to 2454 and encodes 794 amino acids. Gene Ontology annotation, biological process: potassium ion transmembrane transport. Gene Ontology annotation, molecular function: potassium ion transmembrane transporter activity. The transcript has 8 exons. Gene Ontology annotation, cellular component: membrane.
UAGUUGCCUAUAAAACCCAGGCAGUCAAUUAGUUUUCAGAGAAGCAACUGAUCAUCAUCGAUCAACAAGAUGGCGGAGAAAGUGGAGAGGAUGAGGAAAUCAGUAGAGAAAGAAGGAGAAGAGUUGGAAAAAAAGAACGACCAGAUGAAUGAGAGAAAGGUAUCGUGGGCAAAGCUCCGGCGUGUAGACUCCCUCAAUUUGGAGGCCGGAAGAGUUUCCAUGACUCACAGCCACGGCUCACAGGUGAGCUGGAGGAGGACGUUGAGUUUGGCAUUUCAAAGCAUUGGGAUUAUAUAUGGAGACAUAGGGACGUCUCCUCUUUAUGUGUAUGCUAGCACAUUCACUGAUGGCAUUGACAACAGUGAAGACAUUAUAGGGGUCUUGUCACUCAUCAUCUACACCAUUGCACUCGUACCCAUGCUCAAGUAUGUGUUCAUCGUCUUGUGGGCCAACGACAACGGCGAUGGGGGAACAUUUGCCCUGUAUUCGCUGAUAUGCCGAUAUGCGAAGGUGAGUUUAAUUCCGAAUAACCAGCCAGAAGACACGCAGCUAUCCAACUACAAGCUCGACUUGCCAUCAAACGAAUUGAAACGAGCCCAGAAGAUUAAGAAGAAGCUGGAAAAUAGUAAAAUGGCUCAAUACAUACUCUUCACUGUCACCAUUAUGGGAACUUCCAUGGUAAUUGGAGAUGGGGUUCUUACUCCAUCCAUUUCAGUUCUCUCUGCAGUGAGUGGAAUCGACUCGUUAGGAAAAAAUGCUGUCGUGGGGAUUUCGGUAGCGAUCUUGGUCUUUCUCUUCUCUGUUCAGCGAUUCGGUACCGAUAAAGUGGGGUUUACCUUUGCUCCUAUAAUCUUGGUGUGGUUCCUCUUCAUCAGUGGCAUUGGUCUUUACAACUUGUUCGUACAUGACAUUGGUGUUCUUCGUGCUUUCAAUCCAAUGUACAUGGUUCAGUACUUCCAAAGAAACGGAAAAAAAGGAUGGGUUUCCCUUGGGGGAAUAUUUCUCUGCAUUACUGGCACCGAAGCCAUGUUUGCUGAUCUGGGUCACUUCAAUGUCAAAGCAGUCCAAAUCAGUUUCUCUUGCAUUACAUUUCCCGCGUUGAUCACUGCAUAUAGUGGCCAAGCAGCAUACCUCCGUAAGUUUCCUCUCGAGGUGGAGAAGACGUUCUACAACUCGAUCCCAGAUCCUUUGUACUGGCCAACCUUUGUUGUGGCCUUAGCUGCUGCCAUUAUUGCCAGCCAAGCUAUGAUUUCCGGGGCAUUCGCAAUAAUCUCUCAGUCCCUUAGUCUCGGUUGUUUCCCACGAGUUAAGGUCGUUCACACCUCCGCUAAGUACGAAGGUCAAGUAUACAUACCUGAGGUUAACUAUAUGCUCAUGAUCGCUUGCGUGGUGGUCACUGCAGCCUUCAAGACUACAGAAAAGAUUGGAAACGCUUAUGGAAUCGCAGUGGUCAGUGUGAUGGUCAUUACAACUGGUUUACUUACUCUAAUUAUGCUGGUAAUAUGGAAGACCAGCAUAUGGUUGAUUGCUCUCUUCCUUGUGGGGUUUCUUUCAAUCGAGGUCAUCUAUUUAUCUUCAGUUAUGUACAAAUUCGUUCAAGGCGGGUUCCUUCCUCUGGUGUUUGCUUCAUUCCUUAUGGCAAUCAUGGCGAUUUGGCAUUAUGUACACAAGAAAAGAUACAUGUUUGAGAUCAACAACAAGGUUUCAAGCGAAUACAUGAGACAAUUGGCCUCAAAUCCCAACAUUAACCGUGUGCCUGGAAUUGGACUUCUCUAUUCUGAGCUUGUCCAAGGAAUUCCUCCUAUAUUUUCUCAUUUUGUUUCCAAUAUACCCUCCAUUCAUUCAAUUGUGGUAAUUGUGUCUAUCAAGUCCAUUCCCCUCAGCAAAGUUGCAGUGGAGGAGAGGUUUCUGUUCCGACAGUUGGAGCCAAGAGAGUACCGAAUGUUCCGUUGCGUAGCAAGAUAUGGUUACAAUGACAGAAUGGAGGGGCCAAAAGAGUUUGAGCAACAAUUAAUCCAGAAUUUGAAGGAGUUUAUUCGCCAUGAACACUUUGUACUUGAAGGAGAAGCACCCGGGAAUGGAGAAAAAACAGAGGAGCAAGUGGAAGUAGAGCAACAGCCUAACCCUUCGUCUGCUUCCUCACCGUCGAUUCAGUCAUUCAAUGCUGGUAGGUCAACAAAUUCGUCUAACCGGAUUGUGUCUAGCCGGAUUGUCCCUGUUCCAAUCCGAGGGGCCGAAGAGGAAAUGCAGUUUGUGCAAGCAGAAAUGGAAAAAGGGAUGGUAUAUCUGCUGGGAGAGACAGAAGUGGUUGCAGCAGAAAACGCAUCUUUCUUCAAGAAGCUCAUUGUCAACUAUGUCUAUGAUUUCUUGAGGAAAAACUUUAGGCAAGGGCAGAAUAUAAUGGCAAUUCCAAGGUCUAGGCUUCUCAGAGUUGGAAUGACCUAUGAGAUUUGAGAUUUGAGGUGACAAUGUCUAAAAUAGAAGGAAUAAUUGUAUCCAACCAUUGACAGUUGGAGCCAAAUUUGUGUAAGCAAUUGAGUAAUAGGUUCCAAAAUGUGCUUGUCUAUAUGCUAACUAGGAAUCCCCAAAGGAGUGUGAAAGUGUGCGAGUAUGGGUGAUCAAGUGAAGUAUGGAUGGAGUGGUUGUUUCUACAGGCACUUUUAUUUCUGUUCUGCUUGACUUUAUUAUAAUACAUUUGUGGAUUAAUUUAGUUUAAA